AGUAGCCCUGUCGCCCCUGUCAUUUCUCAAAUCAUGUUUUAUCAAAAUGUGUCAAGUGUAAUAAGUUAAAUUUUGUGACUUCUGAGAUGAAAGUUGUAUGUCGGUUGGGAAUAGGAAUAUUCAAAUUGAAAAAAUGAAUUAGAUUAGCGAAUUUUAAUAGCUUAAUAAGUAUGCCGAAUAUUUACAAACUUGUUAUGUAAUUCAGAAAGCUCUAAAAAAGUACAUGAGAAUAAUGAAUGAAAUGUGUAGAGUCCAGAUUGUUUAGAAUAGAAUAUAUAGAUAUUUAUAAAAUUACAAAACAAUCUGAUAACAGAAUUUCUCAUAGAUAAUUAGCGUAUUAAAAGCAAUGCCAUGUCAGUGAAAGUUAAUUCAAUUAAAAAUAUUAAGAUGUUAUAUGAUAUCAAAUGGAUUUUUCCCAAUUUGAGAAAUCAAUCAAGACUGUGGACGAUUGCAAGUACAAUUACGGUAGCUGCAGUGGGUAUUUUUAGUAAAAUAAUCAUAGGUUGGCUAAGCAAGACAAAAAUUCAUAACUUGAAAACUAUGAGCUUACUAUUGGAUAGACCGAAAAAUGUACCUUUGCUUACAGUUUCCAAUCAUCAUUCCUGUUUUGAUGAUCCAGGAUUAUGGGGUACUCUCAAUUGGAGACACUUAUUGAAACCUUCUCUAAUGAGGUGGUCCCUAGCAGCACAUGAUAUUUGCUUCACUUGUUGGCAGCAUGCUUCUUUCUUCGCUUUGGGAAAAUGUAUACCUGUAAUUCGGGGUGCAGGAGUCUAUCAAGAAGCUGUUGAUUUAUGUAUAGAAUUAUUAGCUGCGGGAAGCUGGGUUCAUAUAUUCCCAGAAGGAAAAGUUAAUAUGACCAAAGAACACAUGAGAUUCAAGUGGGGUGUAGGUAGAAUGAUAUUCGAAGCUCCAGUCACACCUAUUAUUCUACCCAUAUGGCAUAUUGGAAUGGAUGACGUUUUACCUAAUGAACCACCUUAUUAUCUUCAUAUCAAGAAAAAAUUAACAUUCAACUAUGGAGAACCAAUAGAUCUGACAGAGAUGGUGAAAUCAUUGAAGGAAAAAAAAGUGACAGAUGUGGAAGCAAGAAAGGCCAUCACAGAUUUUUUGGAAGAAGAGUUAUACAAAUUGAAGGUCAAAACAGAGGAAUUACAUAAAAAUAAUUUUCCCUAGCAGCUAGAAGAUUCUUCUAUAUAAUUUUUCAGAUCAGUUGUCAUCUACUGGUACUAGUCAUUCAUUUCUACUUGGUAGGUUUAUGAAUAUCAUUAUUUAUAAUGCAGUACAAUUCUGAAACUUUGGUUUGGUGAUUAAAUCAAGUAGGUCUUUGUAAGGGGUUAUUGAAAUUGAGAGAUAAAGUAUUAUUUUUGGACCAUUUAAAGAUAUCUCAUAAUUUUUAAUUAUGUGGUGAAAGGGUGCAACUUUUAUUGAGUAUUUACAAAUAGAGCAUUUCAAUAUGUUAAAUCAUCGAAAAAUUUAUCUAGAAUAAGAAUUGAAAUUUGUUAUCAUUCUAGAAUUGAAAUGAUAAACUUCAGAGUUUGCAACUUAGUUUCAGAUUUUAAGAAAUAUGUAUAGUAGGUGCGAGUGACAUAUUGAAUUAUAAUAUCUAAAUAUAAAAUAUUAAAACAAUGUAUCAGCCUAAUGAGUUCAAUACAAAAACAUUCCUUCAGUAUCAAUGAAUAAACUCUCCAAUUUA
Harmonia axyridis is the source of this 1693-nucleotide messenger RNA. It is a transcript of the gene Taz, whose product is annotated as tafazzin. Bases 352 to 1173 code for a protein of 273 amino acids. Gene Ontology annotation, cellular component: mitochondrial membrane. The record is from RefSeq and is a predicted model, not a curated record. Gene Ontology annotation, biological process: cardiolipin acyl-chain remodeling; inner mitochondrial membrane organization. NCBI's taxonomy places the organism in Eukaryota, Metazoa, Arthropoda, Insecta, Coleoptera, Coccinellidae. Gene Ontology annotation, molecular function: 1-acylglycerophosphocholine O-acyltransferase activity. The transcript has 4 exons.